GCAGCAUCAUUCGAGCAGACCGCAAAAUCAAAUUUCUGAGGCACGUUCCAGCGCUCUUGACAUUCGGAAUUCGCGAGGAACGAGUGAUUAAUUAAGUUUGGAACAAAUUUCCUUUCGCAAAAUGUCGGGGGACGUUCAACCGAGAAAACGAAAAGACAAGAGACGUAAAAAAGCCGAUGGAGAGUAUACUAUUCAAAGGAUACGAGGUGCAAGUUGUGAUGAAGAUGAUGCUGGUACUCCACCACCGACUUUAGUGAAUCCGUCUGAUAAUGUGGAAAAUGUUGCGAUACACGUUCAUAAAGAAACUAGUACGGGAGGACAUUGGUGUGCUAGGAUUAUUUUUUUUACCCUCUCAGCAAUCCUCAUCGGAUUAAUCGGCAUCAUUAUUUUUGAGUACAGAGGAGCAACUGAUGUUGAUACUCCAGUCGCUUCUUCACAAUGGGCAAUGAUUUUCGAUGGUUGGGUGGACGACGCUUCAGUCCUUCAUAAUGAAGAACACACAGAUCAAGAAGCUCAAAGUGGAGAACACGAAGAAGACGAAGUUGACAAAUCUGAAGGAGAUGAAGAUCAUGACGAAGGUCUUGGUCAUGAAGAAGGUUCUCAUGAAGAAGAUGAAGAUGGAGAAGAAGGGGAAGACGAAGAAAAUGAUGAAACUGAUCAAGAUGAUGCAGACUCCGUAGAAGAGGAUGAAGUUGAUUAUGAAGAGAGCAAAGAAAAAGAAGCAUUUAAUUCACCUGAAGAAGGUGAAAUGCUGGAUGAUAGUGAAGAGAAUCAGGAACGGGAUAAUGACGAGGGCUACGAAGAUAAUUUUGAAGAAACUGAUGAGCUUGGUGUACUAGAAGAAGUUGAAAAUUCGAGUUCUGAAGAUAAUAGUAAUGCCAACGAAGAAGAAUUUUCAAAUUAUCCUGAGGUUGAACUUGAUCAUAGUGUUGAAGGUGUUAAAGCAUCUGAGGAAAACUAUGAUGAUGAGGCUUUCGAUGAAUUCACGGCAAUUCCAGGUGUCGACGAAAUUGACAAUAGUGAUGGACCAUUGGAGGAAAUUGAUGAAGAUGAACCAGAAGAAAUUUUGAAUGAUGUUGAUGAAGUGGAGGAAAAGGAGGAGGAAGAAGAAGAAACCUCAAGUGUGGCAGUGAAGUUCGGAGUUGGUGUUGCACUUGUCGUUGCUGCGCACUUUGUUCUCGUAAGACGAUGGAAUAACGGUGAGCCUGAAACUCCAGAAAAUCUAGUUGGAAUCGAGAAACUUCCUGAUUUAUCACGUCGAAAUACCAUAGUGCCUCCUCCACACAUUAAACAAAUUUCAACUAAGCAAUCGACACCAGAAGUGCCCAGUAAAAAACAAACUCAAAAUUACGAAGAUCUGAGGGCAAAGUACAAAACUCUUGGAUCCGAUGAGGCUUUGGAUAAAAUAGAUGUGAAAAAGGUCGUUGAUUUGCAAGCAGAAAAGCUAACUAAGUCUAAAGAAGAAUUGAAUAUCCAAAGUGAGGCAAAAUUAACUUCGGAAGAAGAGGAUUAUACGGAAACUUCAGAAGGUGAACAGAUUACAGAUUCAGAGGAACUUGAGGAUGACGAGGAAGAGGAAGAGGAAGACGAAGAAGAGGAAGAAGAUGAAGAUCUAGAAGAAAUUGAUGAUAGUGAAUUGGUUGCCAAAUUAGAAGCCAAAUACGGAAAAUUGCCAACUCAAACCGAAAGUGAAGGUGAUGAUGAAGAAGAAGAAGAUGAUGACGAAGAGGAUGAUGAAGAAGAAGAAGAAGAAGACGAAGAUAUCAAAGGAUGGAAACACGUUACGGCAUCUAAAGAAGCUGAGGCUGAGGCGACGCGAAAAGCUCAGAUGGGAUUAGAUACAAAAUUUAGUAGCACAGCUGUUCCUAAAAUGAGUAGUAUAGCUAAUGUUUCAACCGCUGCCGAUUUAACUACUAGCGAAGAAUUAAGAAAUCCACAUCUUCAGGGACCUGAUAACUAGUUUCAAUUCUCAUCUCUUCCUCUUUGCACGUUUAUUUUUCAUUAACUCAGUUUUUCAUUGUCUAGAUCAUUAAAAUAGAAUAAAUGCUGCUUACUAAUUUAAACGACCACCUCCCUUGUAAAUAUCUCAGCCAUUACCUAUCACAUGGCUUGCUUUGUGAUUAUAGGAUAGUCAAUAGAGCGAUAAAAUAAUUUAAAUUGUAUAAUUAUUUUGAAUUUUAGACAGCUAUUUGUUUAUAGUUCUCUUGGGAAAUUUUUUACCACUUUAAUUUUAAAAUUGCUGACAAUGAACAUCUAGGCGUCAAUUUCUGAUUAAUGUAACCCUCAACAGAAAUCAGUUCAAUAUUUCUAGCGAGGUUAAAUAAUUUCAAUAAUAUUUGAAAUAACUUCCACACCAAAAAUAUCCUUGCACCUUAUUCUUGACUCUUGGGUCCAAAAACUGACGAGAAGGAUAAGUGGAAAUUGGCAAAUCCGAACCAUUUGGAAUUUAAAUCGAACUUUGGUUGUGAGUAAUAUCGUCUCUACUUUCAACGAGAAAUCCCAACUGUCUCCCAAUUUUAAUGGAAAGUUUAAGCGAGUUGUAUAUUUUUCAAGAGAAGUAUUCAGUUGAAAUGUGUAUGUUUACGAUUAUCUUUGUUAUACAAAAUAAACGAAAAGAAAGGAA
Messenger RNA from Belonocnema kinseyi, 2623 nucleotides. Its product is annotated as glutamic acid-rich protein. The transcript has 11 exons. Bases 122 to 1960 code for a protein of 612 amino acids. The record is from RefSeq and is a predicted model, not a curated record. Lineage: Eukaryota; Metazoa; Arthropoda; Insecta; Hymenoptera; Cynipidae.